CGCAAUCGCUCGCGCAUAUUGACUCCCAGCCAAGACCCGAUCGCGAGAAUCCUCUACAAGGCUUUAGAGCACUCUAUCUGGCACUUGCAAAAUGAGCGGCUUUGCGCCUCCCUUCCCGCAGCCGGCCGCGGCCUGGCAAGAACACAAGACGCCCGAGGGUCGAGCGUAUUACUACAAUAACGUUACCAAGGUGACGCAAUGGACCAAGCCAGAGGAGAUGAUGAGCUCGGCUGAGCGCGCUCUCCAGUCUCAGCCAUGGAAAGAGUACACCGCAGAGGGCGGGCGGAAGUAUUGGUAUAAUACCGAGACGCAGCAGAGCUCUUGGGAGAUGCCUGAAGCAUUCAAGAAAGCUCUGGGUUCGACUGGUGGGCCGAGCAAUCCCGUUCCCCAGACUCCGUAUUCGCAAGGUGGCGGUUAUCCAGCUACAGGACAUGACUACUCUCGCGAUUCCCGCGACUCCCGCGAUUCCCGUGAUACUCGCGAACCGUACCCCGAAUCUCGUCAAAUAUCCUAUGGAAACGACUCCAAAGCGCAGCCAGCCUUCGUCCCCGCCACGAAUGACCCAGAAUAUUCCUCUCCAGAAGAAGCCGAGGCAGCAUUCGUCAAGCUGCUGAAACGAAGCGGCAUCCAGUCAGAUUGGAAUUGGGAACAAACGAUUCGCGUCAUUGCCAAAGAUCCGCAGUUUCGUGCAAUUAGGGACCCAAAGGAGAGAAAAGAAGCUUUCGAGAAGUACUGCCAGGACAUGAUCCUCCAAGACAAAGAGCGUGCCAAAGAGAGGCUGACCAAGUUGCGUGCUGACUUCGAAACGAUGCUGAAGCGGCACCCUGAAAUCACCCACUAUACUCGAUGGAAAACCGCUAGACCCAUGAUCGAAGGCGAGACCAUUUUCCGGUCCACCGACGAUGAGGACGAGCGCCGACAGCUCUUUGAGGAGUAUAUCAUCGGACUGAAGAAGGCUCACAAGGAACAACAGGCUAGCCAGAAGAAGAGUGCCAUGGAUGGCCUGAUUGAAUUGCUUCCCAAGCUCAACCUCGAGGCAUACACUCGCUGGGCGGAUGCUAGGGACAUCAUUUCUUCCACUCCAACUCUUCAAGAAAACGAAAAGUAUCAAGCCCUUAGUCAAUUUGACAUCUUGACAGCUUUCCAAAACCAUAUGAAAGGUUUGGAGCGGGCCUUUAUUGAGAACAAGCAAGAGGAGAAGAGCCGCAAAUUUCGCCAGGAGCGCACGGCGAGAGAUGCUUUCAAGUCUCUGCUCAAUUCUCUCCGCGAAGAUGGCAAGAUCAACGCCGGAACCAAGUGGAGCCAGAUUGUCCCUCUCAUUGAAAAUGACGAACGCUACCUCAACAUGGCUGGCCAGGCCGGAUCUACUCCCCAAGAAUUGUUUUGGGAUGUGGUAGAAGAAGAAGAGCGAUCUCUCCGUGGCCCCAAGAAUGAUGUGCUUGAUGUCCUUGAAGAUAAGCGGUUUGAUCUCACCCCAACAAGUGAUCUUGAGGAGUUCCUAUCCAUCAUGAAAGAUGAUCACCGUACAGCUAACAUUGACCGCGACAUUCUCAAAUUAAUUUUCGAUCGCUUGCGCGAGAAGCGUGCCUCGAAGCGCGAAGAUGAAAGACAGCCCGACCGGCAACAGCGCCGGGCUAUUGAUGAUCUUCGUGCGUACAUUAAGCGUCUAGAGCCGCCAGUUGCACUGAGCGAUACAUAUGACAAGGUACGACCUAGACUACUGAAAUCAGAAGAGUUCCAAGCCGUCGUCUCCGAAGAGUUUCGGCGAAGUGCCUUUGAGAAACAUCUCCGUAGGUUACGCGAGAAAGAUGAGACCGAUCGUGCCUAUCGACGCCACGACCGAGCUUCCAUCGAAAGAGACGUCUCAAGACGGGAAAGGGAUCGAUCUCGCGGCGACCGUUCACAUCGCGGCGGCGGGCGUGGUGGCCGGCGUAGCCGCAGCCCAGAACCCGAUGCAUAUGAGGCAGAUAGGAGAAAGGCGAUUGCCGAGCGCGAGCGAAACCAUCGCAAGUCUACUAUGGCAGAGAACCUUUUGACCACCGAGCGUAGUCGCCUAUCGCCUCCGCCAUCACGCCGCGAGCGCGAUCGUGAACGUGACCGAGAACGUGACCUGGACCGUCCCCCUCGCUCUAGGCGCGACGACGACGCGUUCUAUGACCGCGAGCGCAGAGACAGGGAAGACGAGAGAGAACGGCUCUACCGCCGUCGUGCUGAUCGAGGUUCGUAUGACGAACUCCCCUAUGGAGAUGAACGCCCAGCAGCCCCUCGGCGUCGUCGUCAGGAAGAGGAAGACGACUACGCCCGUCGGGAUUCCAGAGAUUCAAAGAGACUCAGAAGAGAUCGUUCACGUGAGCGCACCCCCCCUCGUGAUGGACGUCACCGCAACAGGACCCCAGAACCAGAGCCAGCCAAGGAUGUUCGAAGCGGCAGCGAAGAAGGCGAGAUUGAAGAGUAAUCGAGCCGGUCACUACUUUCACAGCAUAUUUUCGUCUUCUUUUUCCUAUUCUUUCACUAUCUGGCUAGUAAUCCUUUUUUUUUUUUUUUUUUUUUUGCACACAUAUUCCCGGACUUUGCCCAUGUACUCUACACAACUCCCAUAUGUAACAACAUCAUGUAGCUUCACACAGAUGGUCAAAUCUGUACAUCGUAACAAAAAUAGCUUCAUCUUAUUGAUCC
This is a messenger RNA of Trichoderma atroviride IMI 206040, 2676 nucleotides long. RefSeq lists its product as uncharacterized. The record is from RefSeq and is a predicted model, not a curated record. Gene Ontology annotation, cellular component: U2-type prespliceosome; U1 snRNP. Gene Ontology annotation, biological process: mRNA cis splicing, via spliceosome. Gene Ontology annotation, molecular function: RNA binding; protein binding. NCBI's taxonomy places the organism in Eukaryota, Fungi, Ascomycota, Sordariomycetes, Hypocreales, Hypocreaceae.